This is a messenger RNA of Phytophthora infestans T30-4, 1755 nucleotides long. Its product is annotated as HECT E3 ubiquitin ligase, putative. Gene Ontology annotation, molecular function: ubiquitin-protein transferase activity. The record is from RefSeq and is a predicted model, not a curated record. NCBI's taxonomy places the organism in Eukaryota, Oomycota, Peronosporomycetes, Peronosporales, Peronosporaceae. Bases 1 to 1755 code for a protein of 584 amino acids. The transcript is spliced from 2 exons.
AUGACGGCGGGGCUGGCGGUGCUCGUCGCGCUGAGCGUGUUGCUCUUCGUGGGCGCCAUCGUCAUGCUGCUCUUCUUCUGUAGGCGCAUCCAGGUCCAGCGCGAACGCGAGUCGCUUGUGUUUAUUCAGGAGCCGACCGACGUUUAUCGAGAAGAACUGAACGAUAGCUUCAUGGAACAGGCACUAUGGCGCUGCGGCGUGUGCAAAUUCCUUAACCACCCGGAGCGCAAACUUUGCGACUUGUGUCAGACGCUUAGAGGCGCGGAGAGAGACGUAGCAGGCAACAAAAAGCACUCUCGCAGCAGCUUUUCAAGAGGGAGUUUAAGCUCGAGUUCAACGCAGAGAAUGGGACGAAUUGGCGAGACGGAAGCCUUCUCAUCCUCACAGGCCGAUGACGCCAUCGGCGGGUCGUUCAGACGACCGAGCUUUGAGUUCUCGAGGAAACCAAAAUCCUCGAAUAAAAUGAGCAAGUUACAACUAGCUGCUAGUCGAAGACAGCAGUGGAAAAGAAUGCCAACUACGGAUGGUUUGCAUCGCUCCGAGCUGAUCAUGAACCUCGAAGGGGUACACAAUUUGCCCUUCCCGGAUAAAAUCCGCUGGUUUUCGACGGAAAUCCAUCGACUGUGGCUUCCGUGGGAAUCAGGCCACGCAGAGUUGGUAGUGCGAAGGGAUCACUUAUUGCAGGACUCUUUCGAACUCGUGGCAGCUAUGAAGCCAUAUCAGUUAAGACAGAGAUGGCGUGUGGUGUUUGAUGGAGAGCCGGCUUUGGAUGCAGGUGGCGUCAUGCGCGAGUGGUUCACUCUUCUGUUUGCUGAGCUUUUCGACCCAUCUUUCGGACUAUUUGUGAGUACAGUGGGAGACGAGAGAAGUUACUGGAUCAAUGCCAGCUCAGACUUGCUACUUGGUGAAGAAGAGCAUUUGGCGUACUUUGAGUUUGCUGGACGACUGGUGGGCAAGGCGAUUCUGGAAGAACAUUUGAUGCCUGUUCAUCUCGCACUGCCGUUCCUGAAACAUAUUCUGGGUGUGCCGAUCUCUUUCUCGGACUUACAAUUCCUUGACGACGAGAUCUAUAACAGCGCGUUGAUGGUGAAAAAGAUCGACGAUAUCGAACCGCUGUGUCUGGAUUUUACAGCUACUCGUAUUGUGGACGGCAAGCCAGAGAUCGUGGAGCUCGUUGAAGGAGGCGCCGAUAUUGACGUGACGCGAGAGAAUCGCUCGCGGUACUUGGAUGCUUUGUUCAAGUACCAUGUUCUUGGCAGUGUGAGUGAUCAACUGCUGUCAUUUCUUACUGCACUGUACGAUGUCGUGCCCGAGGGAUUGCUUAAGCUGUUUGACUACCAAGAACUCGAGCUGCUAAUGUGUGGCGUGCCGUCUAUUGACGUGGAGGACUGGAAAAAACACACGGAUUUCAAGUUUUUUACGCAUAAUUUUCCCACGGAGCUCGAGCUUAACAACAUCGAGUGGUUCUGGGAAGUUGUGGAGGAUAUGAGGAAUGAGGAUCGUGUGCGUUUACUGCAGUUCGCGACGGGCACAAGUCGAGUCCCGGCUCAAGGUUUCAAGGGGUUGAUUAGCAGCGACGGUCGUGUACGGCGCUUCAACGUUGCCUUCGCUGGUGCGAACCAGUCGUUCCUGUUCCCGAAAGCACACACGUGUUUUAAUCGUCUAGAUCUGCCCAUCUACAACUCGAAGGAAGUUCUAGCGCAGUACGUCAACCUGAUCGUGCAGAUGGACAUCACGGGCUUCACCAUCGAGUAA